Messenger RNA from Mauremys reevesii (Reeves's turtle), 6638 nucleotides. RefSeq names its product protein kinase C and casein kinase substrate in neurons 1 (gene PACSIN1). The coding region runs from base 238 to 1575 and encodes 445 amino acids. Gene Ontology annotation, molecular function: phospholipid binding; protein binding. Gene Ontology annotation, biological process: regulation of endocytosis; cytoskeleton organization; neuron projection morphogenesis. Gene Ontology annotation, cellular component: cytoplasm; endosome; plasma membrane. The record is from RefSeq and is a predicted model, not a curated record. The transcript has 10 exons. Lineage: Eukaryota; Metazoa; Chordata; Testudines; Geoemydidae.
GCGCGCCUCGCCUGCAGUCCUGGCGCGGCUGCUUCAUUGCGAGCUCGGCCGGCGGACGCAGGAGCCUGGCGCCCCGCACCCUCCCUCUGCUCAGCUCCCCCAGGCCUUGCUCCCGCCUUGCACCCUUCAGCGGGGGGCGGCUGCUCUAUGCACGGACGGGGACGCCCCAGUGCAUGAGGUCUGGUGCUUCCCGGAGAGCGGCUGAGCGUGUGCAUUAAACCCUGAGGAACGGGAACCAUGUCAGGCUCCUACGAUGAGUCUGCGGCGGCUGCAGAGGAAAUAACUGACAGCUUCUGGGAGGUGGGGAACUACAAACGGACGGUGAAACGGAUCGACGACGGGCACCGGCUCUGCAAUGACCUGAUGAACUGCGUCCACGAGCGGGCCAAGAUCGAGAAGGCCUAUGCCCAGCAGCUGACCGACUGGUCCAAGAGGUGGAGGCAGCUGAUCGAGAAAGGCCCGCAGUAUGGCAGCUUGGAGAGGGCGUGGGGAGCCAUGAUGACAGAGGCAGACAAGGUGAGCGAGUUGCAUCAGGAUGUGAAGAACAGCCUGCUGAAUGAGGACUUUGAGAAGGUGAAGAACUGGCAGAAGGACGCCUACCACAAGCAGAUCAUGGGAGGCUUCAAGGAGGCCAAGGAGGCAGAUGACGGCUUCCGGAAAGCACAGAAACCCUGGGCCAAGAAAAUGAAGGAGGUGGAGACGGCCAAGAAAGCAUAUCACCUGGCGUGCAAAGAGGAGAAGCUGGCAAUGACCCGGGAAGCCAACAGCAAGGCAGAGCAGUCCAUCACUGCAGACCAGCAGAAGAAGCUCCAGGACAAGGUGGAAAAGUGCAAGCAAGAUGUGCAAAAGACCCAAGAGAAGUACGAGAAGGUGCUGGAGGAGCUGAACAAGUGCACCCCGCAGUACAUGGAGAGCAUGGAGCAGGUGUUCGAGCAGUGCCAGCAGUUCGAGGAGAAGAGGCUCAUCUUCCUGAAGGAGGUUCUGUUGGACAUCAAGCGGCACCUGAACCUGGCUGAGAGCAGCAGCUACACCAACGUCUAUCGCGAGCUGGAGCAAACCAUCCGUGUGGCGGACGCGCAGGAGGACCUCAGGUGGUUCCGCAGCACCAGCGGCCCGGGAAUGCCUAUGAACUGGCCCCAGUUUGAGGAGUGGAACCCGGACCUCACACACAUGAUAACGAGGCGAGAGAAGAUUAAGAAGAAUGAAGGGGUGACCCUGACCAACGCCACUACCCCGGGCGAGUCAGCAGCAGUGGCCGGAGACCGCGGCAGCGUGAGCAGCUACGACCGCAGCCAGCCCUACACCACUGAAUGGUCGGACGAUGAGGGUGGCAACUCCUUCAGUGCCAGCGAGGCCAACGGCGGCGCCAACCCCUUUGAGGAGGAGCCGGCGGGGAAGGGAAUGCGUGUGCGGGCUCUGUAUGACUACGAUGGGCAGGAGCAGGAUGAGCUGAGCUUCAAAGCAGGCGAUGAAUUAACCAAAUUAGGUGAAGAAGAUGAACAAGGAUGGUGCAAAGGGCGUCUAGACAAUGGGCAACUCGGCCUUUACCCAGCCAACUAUGUGGAGUCUAUCUAACCUCGUGGUGUUCUCGUCAUUGCUGUCAGAAAAUAAACAAACCCUCCGUCGUCUUCAUUUCUCUACACCAGCCAACCAGCCAUCUUGCUGUCUGGUCACUCACGCUGCACCAUUAGAGAUUCAAACAUAUUUUCCAACCAAGCUUUUAUUUUUUUAAGAGCCGUCUCAGAAGAGUAUUUUGCAUACUGGCUUUUCUUCCUCUUCUUCUUCUAAGAUAAUGUGAAGUGAAAGGUCGACGUUGUCUGUCAUUUUUUUUUUUCAAAGCAAAAAGCCAAUACCUCAAGAUUUUAAAGCCCAACCAAUGAGGGCAUUUCCAGGGCUUCUGAUUGGUUGGUUUUUAAGGUUAUUGUAAUCAUAAGCCCACCUUCCCAUUGGCUGGAACUCUUCCGAAACACACAGCAUGUCAACUGCUGGGACCGGUCAAAUUUGCCCUAUUUGAACAUAACCAAAUUAAAAUGGGAGGAAAUGGAAUUUAUCCCCUUUUAUUUAUGUAUAGAUUUUUAUACUCACCCUCCCUAAUCAUUGUCUUUCCAGUUUCUCCAUCUUUGCAGGAGGAGGGGCGGGGGAAAUCUCCCUACCUAUCCGUGCCCUCUCCCAUUCAUCUCAAACCACAUCCAUGCACCGUACAUCUCCCAUCCAGCUGAACACACUGAGUCUUCAAGUUGGGCAAGGAUUAGGGCUCAUUGAUGUCUUGCAAGUGGGAUUGAUUGCCUGUAAAUUAAAGGAAGAUUCCUCAUCCCAGUGAAAGCUUUGGGGACCUUCCCUUUUUAGAGUAUGGUCUUCCCCUCUUCCUCCUCCAAUCAGACAUCACCAUGGUGUGGUCGCUGGUAUCAUAUUGUCAUCCUGGACUCAGCAAAGGCUUCCUUCCAAUGCUCUUCAGUGACAAUACAUCACUUCCUGAGUCCAGGUUCCUAGCAAGGCUGUACAAGUUCUCCAGUCCGAGACAGGAAUGCCUCUGGCAGCACCUGGGCACACUGGAGCAAAGGCACCUGUGGACCCUGAACCACAAUGUGGACUCCUGCUCCCUUUUCAGGGGAUGCUUGGUACACCGCUGUGGUGUGGAGAGCAGUGUAGGCCUGUGAAAGCUAAUGGAGGCCUGCACUCUGGGAGGGAGUGAACUGGGCCUUGAAAUGCAUCACCUCUUCUUUGGAGAUUUGCAACGCUGCUUCACCGCUGUUGGAAACCUCUUUGUAACAGUGACAGGUGCUGGGGUGAUUCAGGGUGCCAGGCUGGGAUGAAUCUUAGGCCUGGAUCAAGACCUCCUUCCUGGGAAAGGAAUCUCACCAGGGACCAUCAGAGAGACUAUUUUUCUGCCACUGAACUAAGGUGGGACCAGACUUCACUGUCCCGUUCUUUGCACUGGAAUGUGGUGGAGAUUUAUGUUGAUUCCAACCGGAUGUGGAUGGGUGCAGGAGAUUCCCUUUACACGUGCAGGCUUUCUCCCCCAGCCACCUGAUGGAGGAGGCAGGGGGCAUGGAGAGGAGUCGCCUGGCAUUCUGACUGGGUGCGUAGCAUGGGAGAUGCUUCAGGCCACCACCCUGCCUAGGACGCAUGUGGAAGAGUCACAGGGGAGAAGCAGUUAGUAAAUGAAGCCUGCACUAGUGUCAGACAAGAGAGAGUCCCUCCUUUAGGUUAGGCUAAGAACAACUCAUCUGCAUAGCUUUGUGCACCUGGUGUGGGCUCUGGAUACAGCUUCCAAGAGGAGAGAAUGUGGGACAGGAUUGGUGCGUAUGGAAUGGAUUCUGAGCCUGGAGCCCAACCGGUGUAAGGGUGGGGAUAGGUGCUGAUGCUGCAACACAGAGGAAAGACAGCUAUAAAGCAAGCUGCUGUGUGUCCCUUCCCCAAUGAGAAUGGGUGUCCUCCAGCCCCAUUCAUGGCCCCAAGUCCUGUCAUGAGCUCCCUGGAGGGACUGUGAAUAGGAUUCCCCAGCAGCUGCUCUGCACCUUCCUCAUGAAAGGCAUUUUCACCCCAUAGGCCCUGCUGAUCACACAUGACCUGUCCCCUGACUUCCAAGCCAAGCCUGCACUUCUGCUUGCCAGCAGUCUAGCUGUGGGUGCUCCAUUGUAGCCAGCAACCAAUUCACCCCUGUGCAACUCCAUUGACCUCAGUGAGCUUAAGCGGGGGGUGGAUUGGACCCUGAGACUUUCCUAAGCUAUGAUAAUACCAGAGGGGCGUUCUGCAUCAGCUGGAAAUGUGGCAGAACCAGGCCCUGGGCCCCGAGAAAAGGAAGUAAAGCAUGUGGGGCCCAAUUCCAAUCUCAGUUUCACUGGUGUAAAUCUGGAGUAACUCUGCCCGAGUCCCAGAGGUUUUACUCUGGAUUUAGAUCAGCAUCAGACCUAAAGGCAGUGGUGUGGGAACCAAAGAGUAAAUGCCAAAUGGAAGAGAACAUCAAAGCAAAAUCUGUCUGGCGUGAUACACCAGGGUCUCCUCGCGGAGAAUAAAAGAGGAUGGGGAUUGGUGUUUACUCUGAUCCAUGGAGGAAAGGGGCCAUUACAUCGCUUGCCAAGCCCAGCCUUUCUAGCGCUAAUCAUGCCUGGGGAAUGCCUGUGGCUUCUCCCAUCAGUGGCAGGUGGAAAGUCCCCACGAGGGCACAAAGGUGGCAUCCCAGGGCUAUAAAAAAAACAAUCCUUUUGUCAAACGCUACAUGGAGCUGCAGCAUCUCAGCCUUUUAACCCCCUACAAGCCAGGAUAGCAAAGUGAGGACUGUGGGAGAAAGGGACACUUGCUUUUACUUCUGCUUCAAUCAGGUAGGGGAUGUGAAUACUGGCUGGCAUCCCAUGGCAAACAGAGCCUUUGUUAGAACGUCUUCCUUGGAAGGUUUUGCCAGAGACAAGCAGGCAGGAGCUGUUCAAAGGGUCAAGCGUCCCCUGGAAAACAGGGAUGGCCGUUCCCCUGUGGCUUUAGCCUGAAGACUGAGAUAACGCCGACAACCCGUUGCCCGUGGGAGAGGUCACCAGAAGACUAAACCACCACACAGCUACUUAUGUUGUCAUCACUCUCUGUUGCACUAGAGACACGCCUGAGCCCAUAACCCUACGUCCAAACAAUGCAGGUCUGAGUUCCAUCUGUAUUUGUUAUUUCAUAGCCCUGGGAUGCUUUGUAAGUGGGGCCUACCAGCAAGCCCACGCGGGAAGGAGCAGUGAGAGGGUGUUGCUCUGUAGGUUCACAACAUAACCCAACCCAAAACCUUCCCAGGAGAGAAGCUGGCAAAAGCAAACCUAGUUAUCCAAGCUGUUUCCUCCUGCUGGCAGUGAAGUUGGGUCACUUGUCAUCCAACCACAUUUCCUUUCCUAAUCCCUGGGUGAGCCUCAGGCUGGUUCCAUCGAUGCCGAAUGCAAAGACGAGCCAUUCAGGAGAUUCCUAGCCAGAAUUUAGCAAGACAUCAUCUCCCCGGCCUCCCCCCUACUCAGGACAAAAAGAUAUUGGCUGGUAGAGAUACAUAUGACAACUCCCAUGGGGCAGGUCUUGAGAAGCCUCUUCCUGCCCUGAGUGUAAGUGAAUGGGGCUAAAUACUCCAUUGCCCCUGCACAGCAAGAGCAGCCCUUCAUGAGUCACAGCUGAGUCAUGGCUCACCCUGCCCGCCCCUUUUCCAGCAGGCUCCGCCUCCUCUCAGCAUCUGGCUACCAUGCUCCUUAAGCAGCCUCCACCGGGGCAGCUUGUGUCUUGGAGGUGCAGAAAAACAACAAAGAACAUUGUAUAUAGCGGAUUCAAAUUUCAUAUGGCCCACGGGUGCAUAUGGGUAACAGGUUAUCUGCCAUUCCUUGAGCAGUUCAGGAGAAAAGGUCCCCCUGAUUUUUCCACAGGAAGCCACAGAUGAUUGCUUAUUUAUUCCCCAUCAUCUUCAAAUUCAUCAGCUGCCUCCCCUCCACCUCCUCCUCCUCCUCCGUCUGUUUAGUUCAUGAAUUAUUGACUCCAGCGACCAAGUGUUCUUCCCGCCCGAAUAAAUGUGCUGCAUCCUGGAUAACAUAGACAAGACCUCUCCAACCUUCAGCUCUAUUUCUUCCAUUAGUUAACAACAAACAACAACAACAAAAGUCAAGGAAAUGCUGUUGUCUCAGCACUGCACCUGUUUUUUGUACAUUGAUUGUGUAAUUUAAAAAAGAUCUAUCUACAUAUAUAUAUAUAUAUAUAUAUAUAGUGAUUGUAUUACUGUGGAUAUGACAAAAACAACAAAAAGAGUAACUGAGCUAUGUAAUUGUUAUAUGGAUUUUAACCCUCCUUUGAGUCUUGUGCUCGAAUAUCACCUGGUGUAGAUGUAACUGUCACCUUUACCAGAUGAGCAUUACUUUGGGGUUUGGUUUGUAGCAGGCAAUGGGUAUAGGGAGUAAGAGCAGGGAUAUUUCUCAAGUGCCAGUGUGGCGGGGUCGGGGGGGGGCACUUCCUGCACAGGAAGUAUGAUGCCUCCCUCUCCCCCAUGCCUUCCACCUCCACCCAUUGCACGCUGAAUUAUCGCUGCGCCUGAACCAGGUGUAAAAGGCCCUGUUGUGUUCAUCCAGAGAAGCUCGAGAACCCGGGGGCCUGGUUUUCAGAAGCCUUGGGCGCUUGCAGACUUCAUCAUCUAGAGUUGGGGAGGUUCAGUCCCUCUGACCACCAGGACUUGAGUGUUCUGAAAACACGUCCCUCCAAGGUGCUGAGAAGCUGAGCCUGUUGCAGGAGCAGGCCAGAGCUGGGGUGAGAAACAGGUGGAAAAGGCCCUUUGCAGCAAAGACCAGCUCUCUUAUCACUCCUCAUAGGAGAUGAGCCAGGACCUCCACCAUGAAGCCUUUGUUGCUGGGGAGGAGGGAUUGGCUCAAAUCCCUGAUGCUGCCACGAGGGCUUUGCUUCCAAGUCAGAUCCAAAGCCAGAUCGGGGGGAGUGGUCUAAAGUUUCGCUGUCAGGAUGAAGCCAAGAUCCUUGCAAGAUUUUGAGUCUCCCCAGAUCAAGUUGGGGGUGCGUGUUUGCCUCCCACUUAGCCUCUGGUCAUGCAGCACUGGAUUUUAGCAUUGUCCAACCCAAAGCCCAAGCCUAGUUCCAAUUCAGCUCCAAGCCUGAAAGGGCGAGGGAAACCCGAUCCUUAUAACCAC